Leptopilina boulardi is the source of this 577-nucleotide messenger RNA. RefSeq lists its product as uncharacterized. NCBI's taxonomy places the organism in Eukaryota, Metazoa, Arthropoda, Insecta, Hymenoptera, Figitidae. Bases 9 to 464 code for a protein of 151 amino acids. The record is from RefSeq and is a predicted model, not a curated record. The transcript is spliced from 2 exons.
UUGUCAACAUGGUUGAAAUGUCAAUACCUCAAGUUUGUUUAGUCUCUGCCAACAGAAUUGGCAAAUUUAAACAAGGAAAUCACAGACCCAUUCGUAUCAAACUUAUCGCAUUUAGAUGGAAAAGAACAUUCUUUGAAAAAGCAAAAACAUUUAAAAAAUUUGGCUUUAAAAUUACAAACGAUAUGUCGAAAAAGGAAAAAGAAUUGCUUAAGUCUCUAUUUGUAGCGAAAAAAUUAUUAAAAAAUCAAGGAAAUCAUAAUGCUUACAUCAAAGGAACAAAUCUUUACUUGAACAAUAAAUUAGUCACCAAUUUCGAGUUAAAUGGGAUUCUAAACUCUAAUCCAUAUCAUGUUCAAAACAAAAAGAAAAUUGCAGCUAGAAUGGUUCACAUAAAAUCGCACAACUCCCUACAAGACGGUAAAGGACAAUAUUUGGCAUGCAACUGUAGACUAAAACAAGAAUAGAAUCACAAUAACGAGACUACGAAAAUCACCCAUAUAACUGGAAUCUAAUAUAAACGUCUUAUAUUUUUGAAUUGUUUCGUGAUUAAAAAUUUUAUAGACAUAUUAUGAAAUAU